AUGACCCUGGCAGUCACCGUUGCUGAUGUUGACAUUGUGGGAAAUGCCAAGACCCACCCGAUGUGGGGAGGAUCCGUGAAGGCAGAAGCAGAGUUCUCUGAGGCAGAAGGAGCUCCGUCAGAGGAAGGUCAGAGGGCGCAGGUCCCGGAGUGUGCCCACGAUGGCAGCGAAGAGACGUUAUCAAGCCGUAUUCUUUGCAGAGAAGUGGAAAUGCUCUCUCAACCUCUGGUUCAGUCUUCGUUUUCCUUUGAGGAGGUGGCCGUGUAUUUCACCGUGGCGGAGUGGGGCCUGCUGGAUCUGGGCCAAAAAGCCCUCUACAGGGAAGUCAUGCUGGAGAACUAUGGGAGUGUGGCUUUUCUAGCAGGAGAUGAUCAGAGGAAUGAGGAGGAUGAGGAACUGCAUCAUCUGUCAUCCGAUGAAAUCAAGAAUGAAGAUCAUCAAAGAACCCAAACAGUGGAGAAGCCUAUUGAAUGCUCACAGUGUGGGAAGAGAUUCAGUCACAGUAGCAAUCUUCUAAAACACCAAAGAACACACACAGGGGAGAAGCCUUAUGAAUGCUCAGAGUGCGGGAAGAGAUUCAGUCAGAACAGCAAUCUUCAAAGUCAUCUAAGAACUCACACAGGAGAGAAACCUUUUGAAUGCUCAGAGUGUGGGAAGACAUUCAGCUACAAUAGCAAUCUUCAAAGUCAUCAAAGAGCCCACACAGGAGAGAAACCUUUUGAAUGCUCAGAGUGUGGGAAGAGAUUCAGUCAUAACAGUAGUCUUCAAAGUCACCUAAGAACCCACACUGGGGAAAAGCCUUUUGAAUGCUCAGAGUGUGGGAAGGGAUUCUGCUACAGUGGCCAUUUUCAACUUCAUCUAAGAACCCACACAGGAGAGAAACCUUUUGAAUGCUUAGAGUGUGGGAAGAGAUUCAGUCAUAACAGUAGUCUUCAAAGUCACCUAAGAACCCACACUGGGGAAAAGCCUUUUGAAUGCUCAGAGUGUGGGAAGAGAUUCAGUCAGAGUAGCAAUCUUCAAAGUCAUCACAGAACCCACACAGGGGAAAAGCCUUUUGAAUGCACAGAGUGUGCGAAGAGAUUCAGUCGGAGUGGCAAUCUUCGAAGUCAUCAAAAAACCCACACAGGGGAGAAGCCUUUUAAAUGCUCAGAGUGUGGGAAGAAAUUCACUGACAGUAGCACUCUUCAACAACAUCUAAGAACCCACAAAAGGGAGAAGCCUUUUGAAUGCUCACAGUGUGGGAAGAGAUUCAGCCACAGUUGCUAUCUUCAACUGCAUAAAAGAUCCCACACAGGGGAGAAGCCUUUUGAAUGCUCAGAGUGUGGGAAGAGAUUCAGUCAGAACAGCAAUCUUCAAAGUCAUCUAAGAACUCACACAGGAGAGAAACCUUUUGAAUGCUCAGAGUGUGGGAAGACAUUCAGCUACAAUAGCCAUCUUCAAAAGCAUCAGAGAAACCACAAAGGAGAGAAACCUUUUGAAUGCUCAGAGUGUGGGAAGAGAUUCAGUCAUAAUAACAAUCUUCAAAGUCAUCUAAGAGCCCACACAGGAGAGAAACCUUUUGAAUGCUCACAGUGUGGGAAGAGAUUCAGUCAGAACAGUAGUCUUCAAAGUCAUCUAAGAACCCACACAGGGGAAAAACCUUUUGAAUGCACGGAGUGUGGGAAGAGAUUCAGUUGGAGUAACAAUCUUCGAAGUCAUCAAAAAACCCACACAGGGGAGAAGCCUUUUGAAUGCUCAGAGUGUGGCAAGAGAUUUAGUGACACUAGCAAACUUCUCAGUCAUCUAAGAACCCACACAGGGGAGAAGCCUUAUGUAUGCUCAGAGUGUGGGAAGAGAUUCAAACACAGCAGCAGUCUUCAAAAGCAUCAUAGAACCCACACAGGGGAGAAGUCUUUUGAAUGCUCAGAGUGUGGGAAGAGAUUCAGUCAGAACAGUAGUCUUCAAAGUCACCUAAGAACCCACACUGGGGAAAAGCCUUUUGAAUGCUCAGAGUGUGGGAAGAGAUUCCGCUACAGUGGCCAUUUUCAAUUUCAUCUACGAACCCACACAGGGGAGAAGCCUUUUGAAUGCUCAGAGUGUGGGAAGAGAUUCAGUCAUAAUAGCAGUCUUCAAAGUCAUCAAAAAACCCACACAGGGGAGAAGCCUUAUGAAUGCUCAGAGUGUGGGAAGAAAUUCACUGACAGUAGCACUCUUCAAAAUCAUCUAAGAACCCACACAGGGGAGAAGCCUUUUGAAUGCUCUGAGUGUGGGAAAAGAUUCAGUCAGAGUAGCAAUCUUCUAAGUCAUCUAAGAACCCACACAGGGGAGAAGCCUUAUGAAUGCUCAGACUGUGGGAAGAGAUUCAGUCACAGUGGCAGUCUCAAUUAUCAUCAAAGAAGCCACACGGGGCAGAAGCCUUUUGAAUGCCCAGAGUGUUGGAAGAGAUUCAUUCAGAGUGGUGAUUUUCAAAGUCAUCUACGAACCCACACAGGGGAAAAGCCUUUUGAAUGCUCGGAGUGUGGGAAGAGAUUCAGUCGGAGUGACAACCUUCGAAGUCAUCUAAGAGCCCACACAGGAGAGAAACCUUUUGAAUGCUCAGAGUGUGGGAAGAGAUUUAGUGACACUAGCAAUCUUCUAAGUCAUCUAAGAACCCACACAGGGGAGAAGCCUUAUGAAUGCUCAGAGUGUGGGAAGAGAUUCAAACACAGCAGCAGUCUUCAAAAGCAUCAAAGAACCCACACAGGGGAGAAGCCUUUUGAAUGCCCAGAGUGUGGGAAGAGAUUUAGUCAGAGGAGCAGUCUUCAUCUGCAUAAAAGAUCCCACACAGGGGAGCCUUUUGAAUGUUCAGAAUGUGGGAAAAGAUUCAGUUGCAGUAGUAAUCUUCAAAAGCAUCAAGGAGUCCACCUAGGGAGUCGGCCUGCAAUGAAAUCAGACAAUUUAGGAAACAAUGGUUCUGUUGAGGCUUGUCCCACAAGCCAAAAGUCUAGGUGCCGGCACAACGGUCCUUUCCACAAGAUGUGGGGAGGAUCCGUGAAGGCAGAAGCAGAGUUCUCUGAGGCAGAAGGAGCUCCGUCAGAGGAAGGUCAGAGGGCGCAGGCCCCGGAGUGUGCCCAUGAUGGUAAGUGGCAGCGAAGAGACGUUAUCAAGCCGUAUUCUUUGCAGAGAAGUGGAAAUGCUCUCUCAACCUCUGGUUCAGCAGGAGAUGAUCAGAGGAAUGGGGAGGAUGAGGAACUGCAUCAUCUGUCAUCCGAUGAAAUCAAGAAUGAAGAUGUGAGAAGAAAUGUCAGGACUCAAAGCACGUCUCAGAGGCAGGAAUUCAGGCAAAGGAGAGAUUCAUUUACAGUGGCAAAGCCUAUUGAAUGCUCACAGUGUGGGAAGAGAUUCAGUCACAGUAGCAAUCUUCUAAAACACCAAAGAACACACACAGGGGAGAAGCCUUAUGAAUGCUCAGAGUGUGGGAAGAGAUUCAGUCAGAACAGCAAUCUUCAAAGUCAUCUAAGAACUCACACAGGAGAGAAACCUUUUGAAUGCUCAGAGUGUGGGAAGACAUUCAGCUACAAUAGCAAUCUUCAAAGUCAUCUAAGAGCCCACACAGGAGAGAAACCUUUUGAAUGCUCAGAGUGUGGGAAGAGAUUCAGUCAUAACAGUAGUCUUCAAAGUCACCUAAGAACCCACACUGGGGAAAAGCCUUUUGAAUGCUCAGAGUGUGGGAAGGGAUUCUGCUACAGUGGCCAUUUUCAACUUCAUCUAAGAACCCACACAGGAGAGAAACCUUUUGAAUGCUUAGAGUGUGGGAAGAGAUUCAGUCAUAACAGUAGUCUUCAAAGUCACCUAAGAACCCACACUGGGGAAAAGCCUUUUAAAUGCUCAGAGUGUGGGAAGAGAUUCAGUCAGAGUAGCAAUCUUCAAAGUCAUCACAGAACCCACACAGGGGAAAAGCCUUUUGAAUGCACAGAGUGUGCGAAGAGAUUCAGUCGGAGUGGCAAUCUUCGAAGUCAUCAAAAAACCCACACAGGGGAGAAGCCUUUUAAAUGCUCAGAGUGUGGGAAGAAAUUCACUGACAGUAGCACUCUUCAACAACAUCUAAGAACCCACAAAAGGGAGAAGCCUUUUGAAUGCUCACAGUGUGGGAAGAGAUUCAGCCACAGUUGCUAUCUUCAACUGCAUAAAAGAUCCCACACAGGGGAGAAGCCUUUUGAAUGCUCAGAGUGUGGGAAGAGAUUCAGUCAGAACAGCAAUCUUCAAAGUCAUCUAAGAACUCACACAGGAGAGAAACCUUUUGAAUGCUCAGAGUGUGGGAAGACAUUCAGCUACAAUAGCCAUCUUCAAAAGCAUCAGAGAAACCACAAAGGAGAGAAACCUUUUGAAUGCUCAGAGUGUGGGAAGAGAUUCAGUCAUAAUACCAAUCUUCAAAGUCAUCUAAGAGCCCACACAGGAGAGAAACCUUUUGAAUGCUCAGAGUGUGGGAAGAGAUUCAGUCAGAACAGUAGUCUUCAAAGUCAUCUAAGAACCCACACAGGGGAAAAACCUUUUGAAUGCACGGAGUGUGGGAAGAGAUUCAGUUGGAGUAACAAUCUUCGAAGUCAUCAAAAAACCCACACAGGGGAGAAGCCUUUUGAAUGCUCAGAGUGUGGCAAGAGAUUUAGUGACACUAGCAAACUUCUCAGUCAUCUAAGAACCCACACAGGGGAGAAGCCUUAUGUAUGCUCAGAGUGUGGGAAGAGAUUCAAACACAGCAGCAGUCUUCAAAAGCAUCAUAGAACCCACACAGGGGAGAAGUCUUUUGAAUGCCCAGAGUGUGGGAAGAGAUUCAGUCAGAACAGUAGUCUUCAAAGUCACCUAAGAACCCACACUGGGGAAAAGCCUUUUGAAUGCUCAGAGUGUGGGAAGAGAUUCCGCUACAGUGGCCAUUUUCAAUUUCAUCUACGAACCCACACAGGGGAGAAGCCUUUUGAAUGCUCAGAGUGUGGGAAGAGAUUCAGUCAUAAUAGCAGUCUUCAAAGUCAUCAAAAAACCCACACAGGGGAGAAGCCUUUUAAAUGCUCAGAGUGUGGGAAGAAAUUCACUGACAGUAGCACUCUUCAAAAUCAUCUAAGAACCCACACAGGGGAGAAGCCUUUUGAAUGCUCUGAGUGUGGGAAAAGAUUCAGUCAGAGUAGCAAUCUUCUAAGUCAUCUAAGAACCCACACAGGGGAGAAGUCUUAUGAAUGCUCAGACUGUGGGAAGAGAUUCAGUCACAGUGGCAGUCUCAAGUAUCAUCAAAGAACCCACACGGGGCAGAAGCCUUUUGAAUGCCCAGAGUGUUGGAUGAGAUUCAUUCAGAGUGGUGAUUUUCAAAGUCAUCUACGAACCCACACAGGGGAAAAGCCUUUUGAAUGCUCGGUGUGUGGGAAGAGAUUCAGUCGGAGUGACAACCUUCGAAGUCAUCUAAGAGCCCACACAGGAGAGAAACCUUUUGAAUGCUCAGAGUGUGGGAAGAGAUUUAGUGACACUAGCAAUCUUCUAAGUCAUCUAAGAACCCACACAGGGGAGAAGCCUUAUGAAUGCUCAGAGUGUGGGAAGAGAUUCAAACACAGCAGCAGUCUUCAAAAGCAUCAAAGAACCCACACAGGGGAGAAGCCUUUUGAAUGCCCAGAGUGUGGGAAGAAAUUUAACCCCUUGUUUCCCAUCGUGUCUAAUAUGACCGAUCAACUCACCAACUUUCCGUCGCUGGCGAAGUCCUGA
This is a messenger RNA of Heteronotia binoei (common prickly gecko), 5703 nucleotides long. Its product is annotated as zinc finger protein 208-like. The record is from RefSeq and is a predicted model, not a curated record. Gene Ontology annotation, biological process: regulation of DNA-templated transcription. Lineage: Eukaryota; Metazoa; Chordata; Lepidosauria; Squamata; Gekkonidae.